Trichobilharzia regenti is the source of this 924-nucleotide messenger RNA. The record is from the annotation of a GenBank genome assembly. NCBI's taxonomy places the organism in Eukaryota, Metazoa, Platyhelminthes, Trematoda, Strigeidida, Schistosomatidae.
UCACAGUGUCCAAGAAGAUAUUGUUUAUGAAUUUGAAGUUCAAAGGUGACACUGUUGCUGAAGUAAUUAAAAGUCGUCUAUCUAAGUGUAUUAAACUUUCUUUUCAUGCAGCUGACUUACAUUUAGUAUUUACUAACCGAUAUAUGAUUGGACAAUGUGUCAAGGAUAAACUACCGCUUAUGUCCACCUCUAUGUGUAUAUAUUCAUUCGAAUGCUUGUGUAAACAUGAUGACAUUGCAUGUUGUAAGCGUGUUCUCUGGAAACGCGUAGCUGAACACCAUCCGGUUUGGUUAAUGAAAGGCGAGUAUAGGACGACAAAAUCUUCAAUCUGUGAAUACCUUCUGGAGUCAGGUCAUUCAGCCGCUCCCACACACGUGAUUUGUCCUUUAAAAUCUACAGGACAAAAUCGAACCACUCCAAAAUCUUUCUUUUUCUCCACUUUUGCAUACCUGAAGCUCCAGAAACAUAUGUGUUCGAAAACGUCUUGUUCAACACCUUUCUUUACCUUGGACAUACUUAUAUUCUUUUAUUUUAUCAUAUGGUACAGCGUUGACAACGGUAUCAAUGAAAAGGAGUCACACUAACUCUUCGCUGAACGCCUCGUCCCUUAAGAUCAGCAAAAGGUGGACUGUUUUCAAGUGGCUUCCAUCAAGAGCUGAUAUCAGCGGGUGAGUGAGUGUGUGUGGAGGGGGGAGCAUCAGAGGACACAUCAACCAAACUGGUGGACACCAACAAAUGUAGCCUGAUAUGCUUCUUUUUAGUGACUAAAAUCAAUACAAUAAACACACACACAGCAGCUGAAUGGUCUACGAGCUCGCCUUGUAUAAUCGUCGGAAGGUCAUGCGUUCGAACUGUCCAAUAGUCAUCCUCAUCCUAUCCCUCCUCAGUAGUCUCUCAAUGGUUCUCUAACUGAUGUCAACUCGU